GCACAAGAAGCCUGUUGUUUGCUCACUAAACCCGUUGCGCAAGUGUUCUAAUUUUCUAUCUAUACCAACCGGAAAGACAUUCACUUGCCAAUGGCGCUUCACUUUGACUAUAUCCUUUUUGCACCGGGAUUGGAUAACAAAGAAAUCCUUACUUUCACAUAAAGAUGUCACUGUUUACAAGUGACUCUCAAUCUUCAAACUCUCAAUUUAUUAAUCAAUAAUUUAGUUGUAAUGACUAAAUGCUGGCAUUCAAAAUGUCAUAUGACUUUUGUUACAUGAUAGGGGAAAUAUUCUUUCUCUGUUACCCGAUUAAAGCUCCUCCCUUUCUAAACACAGCCGAAUCAAAUGGGUCCUUAAAUCCAUAAUCCAUCCACAUGGAUACUUCCAAACUCCAACAAGCUUGAAGCUAUUUCUAGAUUCCCAAGGCUACACAGAUUCUUUACUCUUAUAAUUUUGGAAAGAAACGACACUAGAAUUGAUGAAGUUAAUGGAAGCGGACCCAGUAGCAAAGGAGUUUCCAGUUCCACAGUCAGAGGUCACCACACUAGAGCCGCCGCUGCCGCCGCCCGUGGAGGCAUUGCUGCAGAAAAUAUGUGUGGAGCAGUCCCAGACGCCGCCGGACGCGGUGGUUAGGAGGCGGCUGGCCGCGGUGGGAGAAGAAGGGGCGAAGGAAAUCUUGGAGAGAGUUGCUGCUCGGAAGGUGAGAAGGUUAAUAGUGUAAUUAUAAGGACUCUUAUGUAAUUACUCUUAAUAUUGAUUAUUAUAAAUACAUGCCUAGGGCUACCUAUUGGGUAAGCCAUUCCAUCACAAUUAUUCUCUCAUAUGGUAUCAGCAGCCUAGAUUUUACAUCCUAGAAAAAUAUGUCGACUACUCCUUCUGCGGCGCACGUACCUCCCUCCUCGUUGCCGCCUGCAACUACUCAGCCGAUUCUCUCAACUUCAACAUCCGGCUCUUCGUCGAUCAACACCAGCACCGUGCCGGUUACUCUCACGCCUACAGCGCCCGCACCGACGGAGCAGCACUUCUCCCCCGGCGUCACCAUGUCACCGCAGUUGUCCUCUCGGCUAACAAUGCCUUCUACGUCGUUGGGAUCUUUUCGUCUGUUUAAUAUGUCGGAACCCUUCUCUUGGACGCCAACUAUGCCCUCCAUCCAACGGCCUACUGUAUCAGUCCGUCCGGCAGCUCCUCUUCCCACGCACUAUUCAGGUCCCAUGUUCACAGGCCAGCCGGGUGUCAUGCCUUUCGAGUCUUCCUCCACAUAUGAGCACACUGCCACUCCGGUAACUACUUCCACUUUAUCCCAAUUAUCAUCUCAGUUAACAUUUUCUACUCCCAAUGUUACCAAUAUUGUGACUACUCGUUUGGAUAAAGUGGAGGAUUAUCUUCCCUGGCGUACGCAGUUUGAAUCAUUUUUAGUCUCUCAUGGAUUGUUGGGGAUUAUUGACGGAUCCAUCCUUGCCCCACCCCAAACAAUUUUUGAUGCCCCUAACCCUGAGUAUCAUUCCUGGCUAAAAAUAGAUCAGACUGUUAGGUCAUGGUUGUUUGCUACUUUAUCUCGCAAUAUUUUACUGGAAGUACACACUCUUCACUUUUCUACCUUAACUUGGGAAUGGUUGGAGACUCGGUUCAUGGCAGCCUGUGUGGCUAGAUCAAUUGAACUCAAACGAAUUUUAUCUAGCUUAAAGAAAAAGGAUGACCAAUCCAUGGAUGACUAUUUGCGGGAAAUAAUUGUUUUGACUGAUUCCCUAAACUCAAUCAAUUCUCCAAUCAGUAAUCGUGAACUCCUUCAGCAAACGGUUGCUGGUUUGGGACAUGAAUAUGAAUCAGUCAUUACUUCUGUUACUUUAUUCCCGGAUAGCUUUACCUUUGAAUCCUUGAGGCCCCAAUUAAUGGCAUUAGAACAACGGGCACUUUAUCUUCGAACUCAAAAUGCUCAUCCGGGACACCAAGCAUUUGUGGCACAUGAGCAGCAACCUGCAGUCCGCCCUCCGGGCCGAGGGGGUUCAGCAGCUCGUGGUAAUGGGGGCAGGGGCUUCCGCGGUGGUGGUCGCGCUCGAGGACAUCGUGGUCGUGGUAGAGGCUAUGGAGGACAACACGGCUAUGGUUAUGGAGGACAGCAGGGAGGUUACGACCAACAGCCUGCAUGUGGUCAUCCUCCUCUUGCUCCAGUGCCUAGACCGUACGGGUGGCAGCAGGGAGCUCCUCCUCGGGCUCCUCAACAGGCUGGGUUUCCAGGUAUGGCAUCGGGUAAAUUUGGGUCUAGUUUAUAUAGUAUUCAUGCUUUAUCUACUUGUGUUACUCACCCCACUUUUGCAGGAUUCCCAUCUGUUGAGCAUAAUUAUCCAUCCCCUGCACCGCUUGUUGUUUGUCAACUUUGUUAUUCCCCAGGUCACUCCGCUAUAAAUUGUCCUCGUUUCACUAAUUCUACACCAGCCUUGGCGGCCAUUCCUACGGGUGAAACAAAUGCGUCUGUGUGGUACCCGGACUCAGGUGCUUCCGCUCACAUGACCCCACAUGAAGGACAAUCACACGGGAGCCAUACUUCUCCAGGCCUCCAAUAAGGACUCAGUUUAUCCCUUUAGAGCAGCCCCGUUGCCUACUCCGUCUCUAGCUCUACAAACCAAGCUUAUCUCUGGUCCAGUCUGGCACAAGCGUCUUGGUCAUUGUGGGGAUCGUGUUAUUUCAGUCCUUAGGAACAAUAAAUUAAUUACUAGUACUAGUACUUUUUCCCAUGAUUGUGUUUCGUGUAAACUGGGCAAGUCCCAUCGCCUUCCUUUUUCUGAUGUUACUCGUACUGUUACUGCUCCAUUACAAAUCAUUCAUUCUGAUGUUUGGCAGUCGCCUGUGUUAUCAAACUUAGGUUUUAAAUAUUAUGUCUCUUUUAUUGAUGAUUU
Molecule: messenger RNA, 2894 nt
Organism: Cuscuta epithymum
Lineage: Eukaryota; Viridiplantae; Streptophyta; Magnoliopsida; Solanales; Convolvulaceae
Source: the annotation of a GenBank genome assembly